Nakaseomyces glabratus is the source of this 573-nucleotide messenger RNA. It is a transcript of the gene SYS1, whose product is annotated as Sys1p. The record is from RefSeq and is a predicted model, not a curated record. Gene Ontology annotation, cellular component: Golgi membrane; trans-Golgi network. NCBI's taxonomy places the organism in Eukaryota, Fungi, Ascomycota, Saccharomycetes, Saccharomycetales, Saccharomycetaceae. Gene Ontology annotation, biological process: protein localization to Golgi apparatus; Golgi to plasma membrane protein transport; Golgi to endosome transport.
AUGGUAAAUUUCAGGAGAUACUUGAGGGUACCGAGGGAGCUGCGGCCCUCGGAGAUAUUUAAGCAGGACUCCAUGUCCCCAGGGAAGAUAGCGUUGCAGAUUAUCCUGUUGCAGGUGUUCUAUUACACUACGGCGUGUAUUCUGUUCUAUGGAUGGGCUAAAGUUGCCGGAUAUAAGCUUGAGAUGGUGCAAUGGCUGUUCUCGUGGCAGGCCAUUGAGUUUACCAACGCGCUCGGGCUGACAUUGUGUCUGCUGUGGCUCACAGACUCGCUGAUAUGUGUCAUAUUCCUCACGGUUAUUGUGGAGAGAAGCAAGCUGGCAUGGGAUUUUGCCAUUACGAUCCAUGCCAUUAAUCUAAUCGUUGUUUCAGUACAUACGGGGACGCUGCCCUCGUUGUCGUGGUUUGUCCUGCAAGUGCUGUCGUCAUUGAUACUGAUAUUCUUGGGUACAUACACUACACGUUGGAGAGAACUCCGCGAUACCUUUUUUGAAGGCUUGGUGGAUGCCGAUAUGGUAAGUCCAAGUGCCUCUUCACAGCCCAUAGAGAUGAGGGAUCUAGAGAGUCAGAAAUGA